AUGUUUUACCCAGGGUUACGGGUCACCGGCACCACCAUGGCCAUGGCGAGGAUACACCUGAACAUGCACAAGACGAUUUUACUCACGAUGAUGAUGUUUAAAUGGGGUAUACUAUGUUCCGAAUCGUCAGACAAAUGCCUGUCAUCUCCAUGUCAGAAUGGAGCAACCUGUGUCGACACCAUGGAUGACUAUGUGUGUUUGUGUCCCAGAGAAGGUGUGCGCUACACAGGCAAAGACUGUGACCAGCUGUAUGACGCGUGUGUGUUUGCAUCGUGCGCUGAAUGUCACAGCGUCCCCGGCACAGUAGAGUACAGUUGUGUGUGUCCGCCCGGUGUCACCGGUGAGAGCUGUACGGAGGACGUGAAUGAGUGUGAGAGCGAUCCGUGCACGGGGCCUCGAUCUGAAUGCAUGGAUGAGUUAAACGGCUACUCGUGUUACUGCCCCGUUGGGUUUGGUGGCGAGGACUGCAGUCAACAUAUGCCCGACUGCGCAGACCAACCCUGCCUUAACAACGGCACCUGCAAACGUUUGCCGGAUGGCAUCGAGUGUGUGUGCGCGGUGGGUUUCCGAGGUGAACUGUGCGAAGAAGACAUAGACGAGUGCGCGUCUCAUCCGUGUCAGAACGGAGCAAUUUGUCUGGAUGGAGCAGCGGAGUAUCAUUGUUUCUGUGUGCCGGGUUAUCAGGGUCACAACUGUGAGAUUGACAUCAAUGAAUGUGCCUCUCUUCCAUGUGAGAACAACGCCACCUGCAUCAAUGAGAAAGACAAAUACGUGUGUGAGUGUCUGCUGGGAUACACAGGAGUAAACUGUGAGGUGGAGAUAGAUGAAUGUGAGUCGAGCCCGUGUCAGAACGGGGCGACCUGCCAUGACUUGGUGGGGCUGUACACUUGUGAUUGUGUGCGUGGGUUUGAGGGCAUAGACUGCGAGGUCAACAUUGACGAAUGUGCCAGUGAACCAUGUUUGAAUGGAGGGAUCUGUCAAGACCUGAUAGACAGUUAUGAGUGUGACUGCAAUGGUACGGGUUUUAUGGGUGACCACUGUGAGGAGGAUAUUCCGGAGUGUGCGUCUGAUCCCUGCCAGCACGGGGCGACCUGUGAAGAGGGUGUAAACCAGUACACCUGUUACUGUUGGCCGGGGUUCGAGGGGGAGAACUGUGAGGUGGAUAUUGAUGAGUGUGCUGACGGUCCAUGUCAGAAUGAUGGAGAAUGCUUUGAGAAGUCAGAACCCUCACACUGGGAAACAGACUGGGAAUUCAGCUAUGCCAGUGCAGCCGGGUACAUCUGCCAAUGCCAGCCUGGCUUUACAGGUGAAAACUGUACAAUAAACAUAGAUGAGUGUCAGUCUGCACCAUGUCAAAAUGGAGGGACCUGUGAGGACAUGGUAAAUGGAUAUGUGUGUACCUGCAAGGAUGGAUUCACAGGUGACUUAUGUGAGGUGAACAUAGAUGAAUGUGAAAGUUCCCCAUGUGAGAACGGUGGCUGGUGUGAGGAUGGGGUGGCAGACUACACGUGUCACUGUCCUGAGCCUGAAACAGAGGACAGUCUGCCCUGGGGAGGGCAUCACUGUGAUGUGCAGCUCCUGGGCUGUGUGGACCAUGCCUGCCAAAAUGGUGCCACUUGUCAGCCAUGGAUAGAGGGUGAUGAGCACGGACACUUCUGUCUGUGUCAGCCGGGCUUCUAUGACGAGGUCUGCUCCACCCCCACCACGUUCUCCUUCACGCAGCCUGGUUUCAUUAGGGUGGAGCUGCCUGAGGAGACUGAACGUAGGCGUAGAGAUGCUGGGCAACAGCUCCACCCCCUGGGCAUGAGGUUACGAUUCCGCACCACCCUGCCGGAUAUGCUGCUCUUCUACCGUGGUGACAUCCACAGCUUCCUCUCUAUGGAAAUAGUGGGAGGUGGCCUGCGUGUGAGGGCGGAGUCAGAGGAGGGCUGGUUGGAAGUGAGCUUCUCUGGGUUGGUGAGUGAUGGAGGGUGGCGCGAUGCCAGCGUGGAAUUAGAUGAGAACUUGGUGCUGCUUCUGAAAGGACCCGGCUGUGACAACGAAGGCUGCAUGGUAGAGGACAGUGAUCCAGACCAUGUUCUUGUGCUCCAGCCAGACUCCAUCAGACAGGUGUUUGUGGGUGGAGCACCAGAAGAGUACCUGGAAAAUACGGAGAGCAGACAAGGAUUUGUGGGUUGUAUGGAGGACUUGCUGAUCGACCUCAAACCCAUCGUGCCCCAGGAUCUACCUGAAGAUGCCUCUCAGGACAUGGAACUGGGCUGCAGUAAGACAGAGUGGUGCCAUGAAGAACCGGAUCCCUGCUCCCAGAACGGUCACUGUGUGGACCUGUGGACCACCUACCGUUGUGACUGUCACCGCCCUUACCAUGGACAUGACUGCUCCCAGGAGUAUCCAUCAUGGACAUAUGGACACGAGGACAGUAUAAGCUACAGCUCCUAUGAAGUGGCUGACUCUCACGGCUCAAACUUCAGUGUCUCAAUGUUCUUGCGUUCGCUGCGUCCAAACAGCCUGCUGCUGCAGCUGCGCAGACCGGUGCACAGUGAGGGAGAUGAACUGGUGGAGGAGUCAGAGGCAGAGCCUUAUUUCACUGUGUACCUAGAGAGGGGCCGAGUAUUCGUGAGCUCCCUGCCUCCAGCUACGCCAUUAACUGCCCCCGUAUUCCUUACCAAUGGAGAGAAACAGCUGGUGGAGAUUAAGGUGCAACAGGGACAGGUGUUUUUCAAGCAUGCUGGGCUGCACUAUCCCAUUGGAGAACUGCCUGAGGUGGAGGUAAUGGUUGGGGAUGUAGUGUAUGUAGGGGGAUUACCAGAAGAAGGAGAGGCAGAGACGUGGGGAGGGCAUUUUAAGGGUUGUCUGCAGGAUCUCCGUAUCGACAGUGCCCACCUCGAUGUGGAUGCAUGGAACAGCACGACGAACGAGACAGUGUACUUUUCCAGUGAUGUGGACAACGUACAGCCAGGCUGCAUCAGUGAUGACACCUGUCAGGCGGAGCCAUGUCUGAAUGGAGGCCAAUGCACCGUCACUUGGAAUGACUUUGUGUGCUCCUGUCCCCUCAACUUCACGGGAAAGAUGUGCGAGACACGUGUGUGGUGUGUCAGUGACCCUUGUAUGAUGGGAAGUCAUUGUGUUGACCUGCCAGAUGGAUACGAGUGUGUUACAAACGCUACUUUUGAAAACAGUCCCCUUCACUACAGCACUGAGGGCUCUCUGGUCGAUGCAGUAACUAGCGUUACCAUGGAAUUACGCACGCGCACGGAGAAUGGUGUGCUGUUGCGGGCAUUCCGUAGAGAGGAACUGCUUUUGGUUGGACUUUUGGAUGCUAAUAUCCGGGUGGAGGUUUAUGGCGAGAACAGCGUGGAACCGCUGGCAUUUUCUGGCGAACGUCGAGUGGCAGACGGCCGUUGGCAUCGAGUACGAGUGUUCAUGACACACCCUGAACGCAAGGCUUCAGUCUGGCAGAUCACAGUUGAUGGCAUCUUCGACGGUAGCAGUGCCCCUGCACUUGCGGGCAGUGUCGAUUUUCUUAGCGAUGUCUCCAGUUCUGUAACAUUGGGUGAGAGCUUCAUCGGUUGCCUAGGAGCUGUGCGGGUGGGCGGAGUCUACUUUCCGUAUGUCGAUGACCGCACUCCACCCCAGGCCGCUCGUUUUCAGCGGAGGGAAGGGGAGCAUGCACAGGUCGGGUGCGUCGGGGCACCUGUGUGUGAGUCGCUACCUUGCGUAAAUGGGGGCACCUGCCAGGAUCUGUUCAACCUGUUUGGCUGUGACUGCCUACCUGGGUGGGAGGGGCAGAGUUGUGAACUGGAAACAGAUGAGUGUGGGUCACAGCCCUGUCUCCAUGGUAUGUGCCAUGACCACCUGGCAGGGUUUGACUGUACGUGUGAUGCAGGGUACACAGGCUUGACAUGCGAGGUAGAUGUGGAUGACUGCGUGGACUCACCAUGUCAGAACGGAGGCACCUGUGUGGAUGGAGUGAAUCACUAUACCUGCAUCUGCCCACCUGAAUACAGCGGCACACGCUGCCAAUGGAACUACCCCCCGCUGAAGUGUGAGGUGGAUGUGCAGUGUGCCAAUAUGGGCGUGUGCCACGACACAGUUUGGGGAGCCAACUGUACAUGUAACCCAGGUUUCACAGGGGACAGGUGUGAGACGGACGUCAAUGAGUGCGCGUCAAACCCCUGUCAAAAUGGAGGCUCCUGUCUUGACCGACUAGCUAGAUUCCAGUGUGUGUGUGCAACCGGAUUCAGUGGCCCAUUAUGUGAAAGCAAUAAGCUGUCCCAGCGUGAGCGUGUGCCGUGGCUUGUGGUGGCCAUUCCUCUGGUGUGCGGCUGCAUCCUGCUCGUCAUUAUCGGUUUGAUCUUCAUGGUUAUGACAGCUCGACGGAAACGUCAGUCGGAGGGCGCUUACUCACCCAGCGCGCAGGAAGUGGCCGGAGCUCGCCUGGAAAUGGAUAGCAUGCUCAAAGUCCCUCCGGAGGAACGUCUCAUAUGA
This is a messenger RNA of Chanos chanos (milkfish), 4488 nucleotides long. It is a transcript of the gene crb2a, whose product is annotated as crumbs cell polarity complex component 2a. The coding region runs from base 1 to 4488 and encodes 1495 amino acids. NCBI's taxonomy places the organism in Eukaryota, Metazoa, Chordata, Actinopteri, Gonorynchiformes, Chanidae. Gene Ontology annotation, biological process: Notch signaling pathway. Gene Ontology annotation, molecular function: Notch binding; calcium ion binding. The record is from RefSeq and is a predicted model, not a curated record. The transcript has 13 exons.